Molecule: messenger RNA, 1092 nt
Organism: Candidozyma haemuli
Lineage: Eukaryota; Fungi; Ascomycota; Pichiomycetes; Serinales; Metschnikowiaceae
Gene: CHT4
Product: putative chitinase
Exons: 1
Coding region: 1-1092 (363 amino acids)
Biological process (GO): chitin catabolic process; carbohydrate metabolic process
Cellular component (GO): extracellular region
Molecular function (GO): chitinase activity; chitin binding
Source: RefSeq, a predicted model, not a curated record
AUGCCUGGAAACGUCGAUAACCUUGUCUCUGGAAUUUACUUCUCCAAUUGGUCUGUCUAUGGGGCGAAGCACUUUCCACAAGAUUUGGAUACUGCUAAUCUUAGCCAUGUCUUCUACGCUUUCAUGAAGAUUGACGGCAACUCGGGCGAAGUGAGUCUUCUGGAUCCCUGGGCGGAUGUGGAUAUGCCUGUUGGUAAUGAUAAGGGUGCUUUGGGUCUGUUUGCACGGAUCAAGCAGAAGAACCGUAACUUGAAGUUGAUCAUGUCCAUUGGGGGCUGGGGAACGGCCGCCCAGUUUGCUCAAGCUACAGGCGACGAAGCGAAACUUUCUAAGUUUGUUGAUUCGACUAUCGAUCUCGUGAAGAACCAUCGGUUUGACGGUAUAGAUAUUGACUGGGAGUACCCCACAAGUCACCAGGAAGGUACACAAUUGGUCACUUUGCUUGGUCGUUUGAGAGAAAGAUUGGAUCAAUUGAAGGAGGGCUUGAUCUUGACCAUGGCUUCGCCAGCUAGCGAGGAUCAUUGCAGACACAUUGACUUCCCUGCCACGGAUAGGCUACUUACUUAUUGGAAUGUCAUGGCGUAUGAUUUUGCGGGUUCUGGCUUCUCACAAAAGACUGGCUACCAUUCCAAUUUGUACGGUUCAAACGGUGACACCAGCUUGAACGUGGACGAUAUCAUGAAGUUCUACGCUGCUCGGGUUGAUCGUCGUAAGAUUAUCUUGGGAAUGCCUUUGUAUGGUAGGUCUUUCAACAAGCCAGCUGCACCUCAAAUCGGCAGCGAAUUCUCGAGAGAAGCAUCUAAUGGCGCAGAUACCGUCAAUUAUGGAGAAAUUGACAAGCAUGCAGAAAGGUUUGACAGUGAGAAGGUGGCUGCUUACGCUUACAAAGAUGCAGAUGAUGUUUUCAUCACAUACGAUAGCCCCCAGUGCGCUUCAGUAAAGGCGUCGUACAUUAAAGAUAACGGGUUUGGGGGAGGGUUUUGGUGGGAUUCUAAAGGUGAAUCAAAGGAAAAGGAUAGAAAAAUGGUUGGUACGUUCGUUGAAGCUUUGGGUGGGUCCCGGAAGUUAAACGAUACGAAAAACUGGGUAUAG